This is a messenger RNA of Acanthoscelides obtectus, 576 nucleotides long. The record is from the annotation of a GenBank genome assembly. Lineage: Eukaryota; Metazoa; Arthropoda; Insecta; Coleoptera; Chrysomelidae.
AUGCGAAGAGUUUGUCGAGCUCUACAUACCUUAGCUCCUAGAUUCAUAAGGUGGCCUGAGGGACAACGAGCUCAAGAAGUGAUAGGAGAAUUUGAACGGGCUAGUGCUUUGCCUGGAGUUAUUGGUUCAAUAGAUGGGACUCACAUUGAAAUUAAUAAACCCAAAGAUGAUGAACAUAAUGCAUAUUGCAAUAGAAAGGGAUAUCCAUCAGUCCAAGUGCAAAACAUCUGUACUUACAAGCUAGUAUUCACUAGUGUAUAUGCUGGACAUGCUAGUUCAGUUCAUGAUGCCCGUGUAUUUAGCUUAUCAAGAUUACCUGAUUAUAUGGCAGACCCAGCACGAUACUUUCCAAAUGAUAGCCACCUUGUUGGUGACUCGGCUUAUCCAAUCCAUCCCUGUAUAAUGGUGCCAUAUAAGGACAAUGGUCACUUGACAUCACGACAGAAAAACUAUAAUUUUUGUCAUCUGCCAGAACAUCGAUUGAGAGAGCAUUUGGUUUGUGGAAAAAUCGCUGGAGGAGAAUUCUUGACAGACUUCCCAUGGUCACGAUGGAACAAAUACCUGAAUACCUAUUAG